Dromaius novaehollandiae (emu) is the source of this 3179-nucleotide messenger RNA. It is a transcript of the gene PPM1J, whose product is annotated as protein phosphatase, Mg2+/Mn2+ dependent 1J. The coding region runs from base 235 to 1761 and encodes 508 amino acids. The transcript is spliced from 10 exons. Gene Ontology annotation, molecular function: protein serine/threonine phosphatase activity. Gene Ontology annotation, biological process: protein dephosphorylation. Lineage: Eukaryota; Metazoa; Chordata; Aves; Casuariiformes; Dromaiidae. The record is from RefSeq and is a predicted model, not a curated record.
CCGCCCUGGGGCCGGGCCGCGCUCCGCUCCCGCAUCCCCGGCUGCCGGCGGCGCGGAGCCGCGGGCGCUGGCGGCCGCGAUCCUUCCUCCUCCUCCUCCUCCUCCUCCUCCUCCUUUCCCUGCUCUUCUCUCCGCCGCCCGCGGAGCCUGGCCCCGGGGCCGGGGCGGGGCGCGGGGCGGGGCGGCGGGAUCCGCUGGCUCUGCCCGGCUCUGCCCGGCCCGGCCCGGCCCGGCAUGCUGCUGCGGGUGCGCACGGCCGUGGCGCACCUGGUACCGGGGCUGGGCCCGGGCCCCGGCGGCGGCGGCCCCGGUGCGCAGCCCCCCGCGGCGGCGGGCGAGCCCCGGCGCGGCCCCGGCCCCGGCCCCGGCCCCGGUCCCGGGGGGGGCCCGGCCUUCUGCCGCCCGGCCUUCCUGCAGCUGACGCCCGAGGAGCUGCGCCGCGCCGACGACCACACGGGCCGCGCCGUGCAGAGCCCCCGCGACGGCCGCCGCCGCCUGCCCUGGAGCACGGGCUACGCCGAGGUGAUAAAUGCUGGGAAGAGCCAGCACAACGAGGACCAGGCCUGCUGCGAGGUGGUGGUGGUGGAGAGACGGCCCAGCCCGCGGAGCCGUCUGCCGUCCCGGGAGGGCACCGGGGAGCCGGAGGGGGGCAGGAAGGGCUUUCAUUUCCACUACUGGGCCCUGUUCGAUGGCCACGCGGGCGGCGGUGCUGCUGUCCUGGCGUCCAAGAGGCUCCACCUGCACCUCUGCGAGCAGCUCCGGGACCUCGUGGACAUCUUGCAGGACCCCUCCCCGCCCCCCAUCUGCCUCCAGCGGGACGCGCGGGCCGGCCUGGCGGGGCCCAACCGGGCGCCCCUCGCGGGGGACGACGGCGAGGUCCCCGGCGACGCUCUGCCGCGCUUCCACCUGGAGAAAGCGGUCUCCCACGAAAGCCUGGUGAUCGGCGCCAUCGAGAACGCCUUCAAGCGCAUGGACGAGCAAAUGGAGCGCGAGCGGGCGGCCCAGCGCGUGUCCGGGGGCUGCUGCGCCCUGGCCGCCGUCUACCUCCUGGGCAAGUUCUACGUGGCCAACGCCGGCGACAGCAGGGCCAUUAUCAUCCGUAAUGGGGAAAUCAUUCCAAUGUCCAGGGAGUUUACUCCAGAGACAGAGAGGCAGAGGCUGCAGUUUUUAGGCUUCCUGAGGCCCGAGCUGCUGGGCAAGGAGUUCACGCACCUGGAGUUUCCCCGCAGGAUCCAGCCCAAGGAGCUGGGGAAGAAGAUGCUCUACAGAGACCAAAACAUGAACGGCUGGGCUUACAAAAAGAUAGAGGAGGAUGACCUGAAGUUCCCGCUUAUCUACGGGGAAGGUAAAAAGGCUCGGGUGAUGGCCACGAUUGGGGUCACGCGGGGCCUGGGAGACCACGACCUCAAGGUGUUCAGCUCCAACAUCCACAUCAAGCCUUUCCUGUCCUGCUUCCCCGAGGUCAGGGUUUACGACCUGACGCAGUACGAGCACUGCCCCGACGACGUUCUCGUCUUGGGCACCGACGGGCUCUGGGAUGUCACCACCGACGAGGAAGUGGCUGGCGUGGUGAUGGAGGUGCUGACGAGCUACGAGCCCAACGACCCGUGCAGGUACACCAUGGUGGCCCAGGAGCUGGUGGUGCGGUCCAGAGGGGUCCUGAAGGAGCGCGGCUGGCGGCUGGCCAACGACAAGCUGGGCUCCGGUGACGACAUCUCCGUCUUCGUGAUCCCUCUGGGCGGCCCCGGCAACUACACGUGAUGCCCCGAUACCCCGGGGCAGAGGGGCUCGCGUGCCUGGACGGACGCCAGCGGGACGCCAGCGCUGCCUCGGGGCCGCCUCUCCGGAGAGCACUUGCUUCCUGAGCCGACUGCAAGGAGAGUAAGAAACCUGGAGCCUCCGUGCCCCAGGCCCCUGCCCGGAGCAUCCCAGCCCCACGCCGCAUCCCAGCCCCACGCGCCGCCAAGCCCACGCGGAGGGAAGGAGAGGGGCUGGCGUACAGGGGCGGUUUUCAUGUUGCCAUUUUCUUGAUUGCUGUGAAAAGCCUGAACACUCCCCGGCUUCUCGGUGCGCCCCUUGCACCUCCGCUCUGGGCCGGGGCGCGCGGACCUCGUGAAGCGUGUGCUUGCUGCUGCAAACGUCUCCUCUCCCCACCACCCCUCGGAAUUGGCACCAUUAACACUGAAGCUGCUGCCGCUGCACCGGUGCCGUCGGGACGGGCGCCGCAUCAAGACCGCGCCGCUGCCAGGAGCAGAGCCCUGUCGGUCCGUCUCCCGCUGGCAGUGGGGGUGACGCCUAACUCGGCGGCCCUGAGGGGGAGAAACCAGGCUGUGGGUGGCCCUGGCAGCGGCUGAGCCCCGCGACCGACGUCUCGGCUUUGUGCUUGCCCUCCUUGGCUGUUCGGGCCUUCCUCCCAGGCUGUUCGCUGCGUCCUCCUCUCAGGUUUGGGGGAUGCGGCAGGUGCUCGGUCGCCGCAGCGCGCAGCACCCGCGAAGCUACGAGCCUGCUGCACCUGCACGGUGUUCGCCAGCCCCUGGCUGCGGGGGGGCUCAGCCCACCAAAUCCCCUCAUGCCUUGGGUCACCGCUGUGUUUCUAGAGCCAGUUAGUUAUUAUUAAUUAGCUGAGUGGGAGAAUGCCCAGCUUCAGAGGUUUGGUUUUGGGGGAGGGAGAGCAGGUAUGAAUCUGUCUGUGUCUCUGAGCAGUUCUGGUCUGGGCGCUGCUGAGCACCCGUCAUACAGAGCAGCCCUGUUCAGCCACGCUUAACAGCUCAGCCCCGCGGCACCCAUCUGCUUAGCCAGGGCUGGAGACCAACAACAAAAUCUGCUUGCCGGGAUUGAGAAGAAAUCCCUCCUUUUCCUUCCUAACCUCGAAGCCGGUGCUGAGCAGCAGCUGGUCUCCGCAGAACCCCCCAUUUUGUGCCGUGCUCUGCUCCGGGCUGGAAGGGGAGUUUCCUGGGCCCCGGCGGAGCAUCGCCCGCUCCCAGCGCGGGGGGGGCCCAUCCUGGCAGCCCGGGGCUGGCCGUGGCCGCUGUGCUGGAAACGCCCUGUGGUGCUGGCAGCUUCUCCGUGUCCCGCUGUCGCUGGGGGCAGCCAGCGCUUGUCAGAUGUCACCUCUGGUGGAUGUUGUUUGUCUCUCGUAAUCGGCAAGAUGUAAAUAAAUUGGGUGCACUUAAUGGGAA